GCAGCCAGGACCACGUUCAGAAAGCUCAAAAGACUGUCUGAUACAAAAAUCGGCCAAUAGAAAAAUCCCGAUAUGCUGUUGCCAGGUAGUCUCCAGCCUUGCUGACCAAUUAGAUUGCAACUGGUGAAGGGAGGGCGCGGGGAGCUGGAGGUAACAGUGUGCGCGAGAGCCCGAGUGCGAGGGAAGCCUUAUCAAGGAGGCAAGGCUAAAGACAACAUUUGCAAAAUGCCGAAUAAAAUUAAAAAAGAGAAGGAACCAACCAAAUCUGCAAAAAGCAGCACAAAGAACAGCAAUUCCGGUGGUGGAAAGGAUGCUGGGACUGAAAAUUCAGAAGAGGCCCAGCAGUCAGCCAGCAAGCGUCCAAGCAACAGCACUCCACCUCCCACUCAGCUCAACAAAAUUAAGUACUCAGGUGGGACUCAGAUUGUAAAGAAGGAGCGUCGACAGAGUUCGUCACGAUUCAACCUCAGCAAGAGCCGGGAACUGCAGAAGCUUCCCGCUCUCAAAGAUGCCCCACCCCUGGAUCGAGAAGAACUGUUUGUCCAGAAACUGCGGCAGUGCUGCGUGCUUUUCGACUUUGUGACUGAUCCACUAAGUGAUCUCAAGUUCAAGGAGGUGAAGCGAGCUGGCCUCAAUGAAAUGGUGGAGUACAUCACACACAACCGUGACGUGGUCACAGAGUCCAUCUACCCUGAAGCCGUCAUCAUGUUUUCUAUGAACUUGUUCAGGACUCUGCCUCCCUCCUCCAACCCCACAGGAGCAGAGUUUGACCCCGAAGAGGACGAACCCACUUUAGAGGCAGCUUGGCCUCACCUGCAGCUGGUGUAUGAAUUCUUCUUAAGAUUCCUGGAGUCACCUGACUUUCAGCCCAACAUUGCCAAAAAAUACAUCGACCAAAAGUUUGUAAUGUCGCUUCUGGAUCUUUUCGACAGUGAAGACCCUCGAGAGCGGGACUUCCUGAAAACCAUCCUGCACAGGAUCUAUGGAAAGUUCCUGGGACUGAGAGCCUACAUCCGUCGGCAGAUCAACAAUAUUUUUUACAGGUUUAUAUACGAGACGGAGCAUCACAAUGGGAUUGCGGAGCUCUUAGAAAUCUUGGGAAGCAUAAUCAAUGGCUUUGCCCUGCCACUGAAAGAGGAGCACAAAAUGUUCCUCAUCAGAGUGCUACUGCCUUUACACAAAGUCAAGUCUCUCAGCGUCUAUCACCCACAGCUGGCUUACUGUGUGGUGCAGUUUUUGGAAAAGGACAGCAGCCUCACCGAACCCGUGAUUAUGGGCCUGCUAAAGUUCUGGCCCAAGACUCACAGUCCCAAGGAGGUGAUGUUUCUGAAUGAGCUGGAGGAAAUCUUGGAUGUCAUUGAGCCCUCAGAAUUUGUUAAAGUCAUGGAGCCCCUCUUUAGACAGCUGGCCAAGUGUGUAUCAAGUCCACACUUCCAGGUUGCUGAAAGAGCAUUGUAUUACUGGAACAAUGAGUACAUCAUGAGCCUGAUCAGUGAUAAUGCUGCCAAGAUACUCCCCAUCAUGUUUCCCGCUCUCUACAAGAACUCCAAGAGCCACUGGAACAAGACAAUCCAUGGGCUCAUCUACAACGCUCUGAAGCUCUUUAUGGAGAUGAACCAGAAGCUGUUUGAUGACUGCACUCAGCAGUACAAGGCUGAGAAGCAGAAAGAGAAGUACAAACUUAAGGAGCGGGACGAAAUGUGGCAUAAAAUAGAGGAGCUAGCAAAACAAAAUCCCCAGAGUACAAAGAUUGAGCUGCGGCCCGGGCAGGCUCAAGAGGAGUAUAUGAUGUUUAAUGAAGGAGGGAUGCCCCUGUACUCAAUGGAAACAGAGACCCCUACAGCCGAGGACAUCCAGCUGCUGAAGAAGACUGUGGAAUCAGAAGCCUCACAGGGGUUAAAAGAUAUCAAGAAGGAAAAGGUUUUGACGAGGCGAAAGUCUGAGCUGCCACAGGACGUGUAUACUAUUAAAGCCCUGGAAUCUCACAAGCGAGCGGAAGAGUAUCUGACGUCCAACCAGGAAGCCCUCUGACCGGGGAACACCGCCACCCUCCAUCGCGCCUAAACUGUCCCUCUCGUCUUGGUCCAAAAUUGUGGCGUGCUGUAACCCACCUCUCUGUUCCCCUGCCUCUGUCCAUACUCUUCCUCCCUCGCUGUUGGAGAGCCCCGUCUGUGUACGAUCUAGCCCCGCAGAGCAGUGGAGCGCUCCCAUGAACUCUGUCCCACCUCCUAUGCGUGCACAAACACUUUCCAAAGUCUUCACAAAUCCAUAGCUGCUACAGAAGCUGUUAGACAGCAGUGUGGGUUACAAAUAAUGAAAGUAUGCUUGUGUUUUUCUCUCCACACCGCUUUAUUUUGUCCACUUUGUGCUGUCUCCAUUUGUCCGCAUGUUCCCUAUCCUGUUUUUACCACAGCUUGAGAGCUCUUCCUGUACUCCAGUCACUGCCUCUGUAAAUCUGUUUGCAAUGAAGGGGCCACACUUAACUAAAUGAAUCAUGUUACUCGAGAUUAAUGAAGACCUCGGUGGGGAUUGUGACCCCAUGUUGG
This is a messenger RNA of Carassius carassius (crucian carp), 2546 nucleotides long. RefSeq names its product serine/threonine-protein phosphatase 2A 56 kDa regulatory subunit delta isoform-like. The record is from RefSeq and is a predicted model, not a curated record. NCBI's taxonomy places the organism in Eukaryota, Metazoa, Chordata, Actinopteri, Cypriniformes, Cyprinidae. The transcript has 17 exons. Gene Ontology annotation, cellular component: cytosol; protein phosphatase type 2A complex; nucleus. Bases 226 to 2031 code for a protein of 601 amino acids. Gene Ontology annotation, biological process: protein dephosphorylation; signal transduction. Gene Ontology annotation, molecular function: protein phosphatase activator activity.